GCUGCCUGGCCACACCUCCGCGUAAGAGCUGGAGAGGGGACAUGCUGCUGCUUCCAGGAGCUGCUUGAGGGCCCCGACAAAGCCCGUUCUCAGCUGCUGAUCGUGGACCGAAGCUUCGAUCUGGUGUCCCCACUGCUGCACGAGCUCACCUACCAGGCCAUGGCCUACGACCUGCUCAGCAUCGAGAAAGACACCUACAAGUACGAGACGAUGGGCAUCAGCGACUCGCAGGAGAAAGAGGCGCUGCUGGACGAAGACGACGAACUCUGGGUGCAGCUACGCCACAUGCACAUCGCUGACGUCUCCAAGAAGGUGACGGAGCUGCUGCGCACCUUCUAUGAGAGCAAGAGGCUGACCACGGACAAGGGGGCUCCAAGCGCUGGGAGCGGCCGGGAUCUCACCACCGCCUCCCUCCAGGCCAACAUCGAGGACCUGUCCCAGAUCCUGAAGAAGAUGCCCCAGUAUCAGAAGGAGCUGAACAGGUACUCCACGCAUCUGAACCUGGCCGAGCACUGCAUGCAGCACUUCAAAGGAAGAGUGGAGAAGCUGUGCAGCUUGGAGCAGGACCUGGCUAUGGGGACGGACGUGGACGGGAAGAAGAUCAAGGACCCCAUGAAGAUCAUCUUGCCUGUCCUGCUGGACCCCAGCGUGCAGGCCUACGACAAGAUCCGCAUCAUCCUGAUCUACAUCUUCCUGAAGAAUGGUGUGGACAAGGAGAACUACUGGUGCUUAUUACAAGUGAAUUAA
Caretta caretta (loggerhead turtle) is the source of this 747-nucleotide messenger RNA. The record is from RefSeq and is a predicted model, not a curated record. NCBI's taxonomy places the organism in Eukaryota, Metazoa, Chordata, Testudines, Cheloniidae.